Aricia agestis (brown argus) is the source of this 904-nucleotide messenger RNA. RefSeq names its product chymotrypsin-2-like. Bases 70 to 873 code for a protein of 267 amino acids. Lineage: Eukaryota; Metazoa; Arthropoda; Insecta; Lepidoptera; Lycaenidae. Gene Ontology annotation, molecular function: serine-type endopeptidase activity. The transcript is spliced from 6 exons. Gene Ontology annotation, biological process: proteolysis. The record is from RefSeq and is a predicted model, not a curated record.
CUUCCUCAUAAUAUAGCAGAACCUUUAGAAAAUAUAUAAAGGACGUUUUACAAUCUCAGUUCACACAAAAUGUUUAACUUGGUAGUACUUUUGUUGGCGACAACACCUAUAUUUGUGUCAUCACAGUCAGUGUUGCGUAUUGCGGGCGGCAACAAGGCUUUCAGUGGCUCCAUACCGUAUCAGGUGUCGCUUCGCCUGAAGGGAUUCGGACACGACUGCGGCGGAUCCAUCAUCACACCACGGGCUAUAUUGAGCGCUGCCCAUUGUUUUGAAACAACAAAACCUGACCAGUGGGAAGCUGUUGUCGGUACGAACCAACUCAACGCCGGUGGUCAGACCUACGGCAUCAGGAAGAUAGUGGCCCACGAGAAGUUCGAUAAAACGACUUACAGACAUGAUAUAGCGAUUGUGUUCACCGAUGAGGACAUACAGUUCAGUGACAGAGUGCAGCCUAUUGAGCUAAACGAUGAGCCGGUGCAGGAGGGAGAGGAGUUGCUAGUCUCGGGAUGGGGACAACUUUACGCAGGCGGACCAACACCAAACAACCUCAUGGAGUUGUAUGUGAAUGUGGUCUCAUAUACGGAUUGCAAGAGCGUACUUGCGACUAAAAAACCAAUCUACAAGACCGAAAUCUGCGCACUGGCUGAACCUGGCAGAGGCUCUUGCUCUGGAGAUUCUGGAGGCCCAUUGGCUGAAGUAACUGGGAGAAAACUGGUAGGCAUCGUAUCUUCAGCGAUACCGUGUGGUACAGGAGUACCAGAUCUUUAUACAAAUGUGUAUUCCUACCUACCUUGGAUCAAAAAGACGUUGUUACGUGAGGAAAUGACGAUAAACGCUUUUCUGAAAGUGUUUACUUCAUUAUUCAAACAUUAGUGUGGAGUGGGAAUUAAAAGUUUCUAAUCUG